Eleginops maclovinus (Patagonian blennie) is the source of this 5617-nucleotide messenger RNA. RefSeq names its product eph receptor A4, like (gene epha4l). The transcript is spliced from 17 exons. Gene Ontology annotation, molecular function: protein binding; ATP binding; transmembrane-ephrin receptor activity. NCBI's taxonomy places the organism in Eukaryota, Metazoa, Chordata, Actinopteri, Perciformes, Eleginopidae. Gene Ontology annotation, biological process: ephrin receptor signaling pathway; protein phosphorylation; axon guidance. The record is from RefSeq and is a predicted model, not a curated record. The coding region runs from base 145 to 3198 and encodes 1017 amino acids. Gene Ontology annotation, cellular component: plasma membrane; dendrite.
GUCCGCUCCAAACCCAUUAUUCCACUGGGAGAGAGAGAGAGAGAGGGGAGAGAGAGAGAGAGAGAGGGAGUGAGAGAGUGAGCAGGACCUAGGAGAAGAAGAGCAACGAAAAGAAAAAGAGGAGAGAGAAAAACGACGACACAAAUGGCACUCAUGGCAGGGAUUUUGUUCACCGCCACCUUUCUUGUUUUUGGGAUUUCUACAUUUGUUUCGCCAGCACGGAUAUACCCUCCGAAUGAAGUCACGUUACUGGACUCCAGAUCCGUGCAGGGGGAGCUGGGAUGGGUCGCCAAUCCGACAGAAGGAGGGUGGGAGGAAGUGAGCAUCAUGGAUGAAAAGAACAUUCCCAUCCGGACGUACCAGGUGUGCAAUGUCAUGGAGCCAAACCAGAACAACUGGCUCCGCACGGACUGGAUCCCCCGGGGCGGUGCCCAGCGCGUCUACAUCGAGAUCAAGUUCACCCUGCGGGACUGUAACAGCCUCCCGGGGGUCAUGGGAACCUGCAAGGAAACCUUCAACCUGUACUACUACGAGUCCAACAACGACAAGGAGCGCUAUAUCCGUGAGAACCAGUUUGGAAAGAUCGACACCAUCGCCGCCGACGAGAGCUUCACUCAGGUGGACAUCGGCGACCGCAUCAUGAAGCUGAACACGGAAGUCCGGGACGUGGGCGCCUUGUCCCGGAAGGGUUUCUAUUUGGCCUUCCAGGACGUCGGAGCGUGCAUCGCUCUGGUGUCCGUCAGGGUCUUCUACAAGAAGUGUCCGCUGGCCGUGCGUAACUUGGCCCAGUUUCCCGACACCAUCACCGGAGCCGAUACCUCGUCGCUCGUGGAAAUUCGAGGAUCUUGCGUGGAUAAUUCCGAGGAAAAGGAGGUUCCUAAGAUGUACUGCGGGGCCGACGGAGAGUGGCUGGUGCCCAUUGGGAAUUGCCUGUGUAACCCCGGAUAUGAAGAGCGCAACGCAGAAUGCCAAGCCUGCAAGAUCGGUUACUUCCGCGCCCUGGCCACCGACGGCUCCUGUUCCAAGUGUCCGCUCCACAGCUACUCCACCAGAGAGGGAUCCACUUCCUGCGUCUGCGACAAGGGAUACUUCCGCUCUGAAACCGACCCGGCGUCCAUGCCCUGCACCCGCCCCCCGUCGGCGCCCGCCCACCUCAUCUCCAAUGUGAACGAGACCUCUGUGAACCUGGAGUGGAGCCCGCCUCGCACCACGGGGGGACGCCAGGACUUGACGUACAACGUGGUGUGCAAGCGCUGCGGGCCCGACGGCCGGCGCUGUCAGCCCUGCGGUAACGGCAUCCACUUCAGCCCCCAGCAGCUGAGCCUGAAGGGAACCAAGGUGUCCAUCAACGAGCUGCAGGCCCACACCAACUACACCUUCGAGGUGUGGGCGGUCAACGGAGUCUCGCCUCAGAGUCCCGGUCCGGAGCAGGCCGUGUCGGUGACCGUCACCACCAACCAGGCCGCUCCUUCUCCAGUGACCUCUAUCCAGGCGAAGGAUAUCACAAGACACACCAUCUCCCUGGCCUGGCAGCCUCCGGACAGAGCCAAUGGGGUCAUCCUGGAGUACGAAGUCAAGUACUACGAGAAGGACCAAAAUGAGAGAAGCUACAGAAUCAUAAAAACCUCGUCCAGAAACACCGACAUCAAGGGUCUCACCCCCCUCACUUCCUACGUGUUUCACGUGCGCGCUCGCACGGCGGCGGGCUACGGGGAGUUCAGCGGACCGUUCGAGUUCAUGACCAACUCCGUUCCAGCUCCCAUCAUCGGGGACGGUACCAACUCCACCGUGCUGCUGGUGUCCGUGGUGGGCAGCGUGGUCCUCCUCCUCAUCCUCAUCAGCGCCUUCGUCAUCAGCCGAAGAAGGAGUAAAUACAGCAAGGCCAAGCAGGACUCGGAUGAGGAGAAGCACUUGCAUCAAGGAGUGAGGAUAUACGUUGACCCGUUUACGUACGAGGACCCGAACCAAGCCGUCCGCGAGUUCGCCAAGGAGAUCGACGCCUCGUGUAUCAAGAUUGAAAAAGUUAUUGGCAUCGGGGAGUUUGGAGAGGUGUGCAGCGGCCGCCUGAAGAUGCCGGGCAAGAGAGAGAUCUGCGUGGCCAUCAAGACCCUGAAGGCCGGGUACACCGACAAGCAGAGGCGGGACUUCCUGUCCGAGGCCAGCAUCAUGGGCCAGUUUGACCAUCCCAACAUCAUCCACCUCGAGGGCGUGGUCACCAAAUGUAAGCCCGUGAUGAUCAUCACAGAGUACAUGGAGAACGGAUCGCUGGACGCAUUCCUCAGGAAGAACGACGGUCGCUUCACGGUGAUCCAGCUGGUGGGCAUCCUGCGCGGCAUCGCGUCGGGCAUGAAGUACCUGUCCGACAUGAGCUACGUCCACCGGGACCUGGCGGCGCGCAACAUCCUGGUCAACAGCAACCUGGUGUGCAAGGUGUCCGACUUCGGCAUGUCGCGGGUGCUGGAGGACGACCCCGAGGCGGCGUACACCACCAGGGUGAGUGGGGGGAGCAUACGGUGGUGUGUCUGCGCCUCACCUUGCUUGUCGGCUUUCAUUAAUCAUCCCAUCUUUCAAUUACAGGGAGGGAAGAUCCCCAUCCGCUGGACGGCCCCCGAGGCUAUCGCGUACAGGAAGUUCACCUCGGCCAGCGACGUGUGGAGCUACGGCAUCGUCAUGUGGGAGGUGAUGUCGUACGGCGAGCGACCGUACUGGGACAUGAGCAACCAAGACGUGAUCAAGGCUAUCGAUGAGGGCUACCGGCUGCCCCCCCCCAUGGACUGCCCCGUGGCCCUCCAUCAGCUCAUGCUGGACUGCUGGCAGCGAGAGAGAGCCGACCGGCCAAAGUUCGGGCAGAUCGUCAACAUGCUGGACAAACUGAUCCGCAACCCCAACACGCUGAAGAGGACCGGGGGGGAGACGUCUGUCAGGCCGAACACCACCCUGUUGGAGCCAGGCAGCCCCGAGGCUUCCUCGGCCGUGGGGACGGUGGAGGACUGGCUCCAGGCCAUCGGCAUGGAGAGAUACAGGGACAACUUCACCGCCGCCGGAUACACCUCUCCAGAGGCCGUGGUCCACAUGACACAAGAGGACAUGGCGUGCAUCGGCAUCUCCUCGGCUGCACACCAGAACAAGAUCCUGACCAGCGUCCAGGGAAUGCUGUCCCAAAUGCAACAGAUGCAAGGCAGAAUGGUUCCAGUCUGAGGGAGUUCAACAGAGGAGGAAAUAAAGAAAGGAAAGCAUUAAAUAAAAUAAAUAACAUUAAAAAAGUAAAUACAUAUAAAAAAAAGAGACAAAUAAACUAUGGAGAAAUAGUUUACCUCAUCCAUGCACUUUAAAUUGGAUCUAAAAAGAAGAUGAAGAUGAAAAAAGUGGCAAAAAUGGCACUUUUUUUUUUUUUGAAGAAUCAGACCUUGCCCUUUUUUGUUGUUUUUUGGAGACGCUUCUUCCUGCAGCAUUUGUGGAUGGAUAGACGGCUGGAAAAGUGCUUCCGAGAGGCCAAUCUGGAGUGCCUUUAAUGGUCUGGAAGGAAAAGCGAGGGAGGGAGGGGACGGGGAGAUCUUACCUUUCUUCCUCCUCCUCCUCUCGGGGAGUUUCUGGAACUUUCUUUCUGGAAUAAUCCGCGGAGCAGAUUUUUUUGAUUUCCUGUGACUUUGUUUAUUGUACAUGAAGUCGUUUGUGUGGCACUCGCCAGGCCACCGUUGUUCUCUCUCUCAGCUGGAUCUGUUUGAAAUCUCUCUCUCAGACAACAUGGAGGAUCCUAAACCGUUGUGUAUAAACAGUGAGAAGUUGAGGGUUUGGAUUCUUGGGGAGGGGGGGGGGGGGGGGAGCGAGGCUUAUUUUCCGAGGAGCUUUUUUGUUUCUCUCCCAGAACGCUGUUCCGUUGCCCUCAGGACGUUGCUGAGAAUUUCUUUGAUCUUCCAGAGGAGCCUUCCCACUCCCCUGUUUUUCCCCCCUGAAAAAAAUGCCCUCAGAUAAACACACACACACACACACAAUUUGGAUUCUUCCACUCAUCUCCCAUCUGAAUCAAACCCCCCAUGCAUCCCCCCCGACCCACCGACUCUUCCUCAAACACUUUAGAUGGACAGCUGGCUUUCUAAAUUGGGACGCGUUGAACGAAGGAAUGUAUCGACAGGAUUUACUGGGACGAAAAGGACGCAACAAAGGAUGCAGAGUGAAUCAGAAUCAUCGGCCAGAAGAUAAACGGAGGAUUACUCAAACUGUCAUCAAGCUGCUGCCGUCCGUCACAGACAGGAUCCCGGUCUCGCUCGCCACGACUCUCAAUUCUUCCUCUUUGUCUUCCUCCUCCUCCUGCUCGCCACCCCGAGUCUCCUCCGGCAUGGAGACGACAAAUCCGUCGUGGACUUCCGCCCGUCCCACCUCGCCGCCACGCUCCUGUGUCCGUCCAGCACUGACCCGGAACAACUAUGAAUGAUUAAAACAGCUUAAAAAAAAAGAGACAAUAAGAAGAAUGUAAUAUAAAUGGAGAGGCCCUGCUCCUGCGGAUAGUGUACCUUUAUUUUGAAAGUUUCAUUUUAUCUUGUGUUUCUUUCGUUGUUUGCAUGUAAAGUAACAAACGUUUGAUUUGAGCGUGCGAAUGAGAUGGGUUGUGUGCAUGUGUGUGUGCAGGAGUGUGUGAGUGACAACAUAUUUGAAGUACUAUCAGUAAUGGUGUCUGUUUUCAUGCCACUGUGGAGGAAGAGAGGUAUUGUUUUUGACAUGAAAAAGAAAAGAAACCCCGGACUAUUAUUUCGCUUUUUUUUGUGCCGUCCUUUAAAAAAGACGAUGUGAGGUGUGUUGCUCCCGCCUCGCGCAAACUCUACUCAGCAGCUUUUCUGGAAUGUAACUCGUUCUGGUUUGGCGGUAACACAAGGGAGACUAGAAAACACACCGGACACGGACGAGAGUUUGGGCUCUCCGAGCUCGUGACAAGUCAAGGAGAAGUGGAAGCAGUACACAACAAAGGAUCAGAAAAGGGUGAAUACGAAGGGAACACUUGGGUAUUUGUAUUUCUGCAGAGCACAUCAUACAGCUACAGGUUUACCCAAUGGACUAUAUGCUUUCUUUGAUUUAUGUCUAUACUUUUUUUGGAAUGUUUUUGAACCGGUAAAUGACGCUUCAUAUACAACACCUCCGUCCUUAAUACAGCUCUACUGCUCGGUCCUUUUGUUGGCACUGCGACGUUCUUUUUUGGGGGGUUUUAUCCAUGGGAAAAGGACCUGUUUGGAAAUAUGCAAGACGUGUUGGGGAAAGGAAACCAGAAUGUACUGUAAAAUACUUUUUUCCUUUACUUAAAUGUUGGACGAUUUCAAAACGAAAAAAGAAGAAAAAAAAAAAACGAAACGCAAGAGUUAAUGUUUGUGAUUGUAUGCCUUCCGAUGCCAUAUGAUCUAGCCAUGUAGAUCUAACAUCCUCUCGAUCUUUCUUUUGUACUUUUCAACAUGAUCAUGUUUUUUUUGGCCUUGUUUUUUGUUUUUUUGUCAAGGAGCUCUAGGUACAUGUAACUUAUGUCAUUUAUUUAUGUCCUUUUAUAUCUAGUUUGUAAAAUAAUAGCCUAAAGUGAAGAAAAUAAAGGGGUGCCAAAGUGCAUUCUUAAUAAAGUAGAAACCAUACGACGAUC